Pseudoliparis swirei is the source of this 2120-nucleotide messenger RNA. It is a transcript of the gene mef2d, whose product is annotated as myocyte enhancer factor 2d. Bases 48 to 1502 code for a protein of 484 amino acids. The transcript is spliced from 11 exons. The record is from RefSeq and is a predicted model, not a curated record. Lineage: Eukaryota; Metazoa; Chordata; Actinopteri; Perciformes; Liparidae.
UCAUCUUCAACCACUCCAACAAGCUGUUCCAGUACGCCAGCACCGACAUGGACAAGGUGCUGCUGAAGUACACGGAGUACAACGAGCCGCACGAGAGCCGCACCAACACCGACAUCAUCGAGACGUUGAGGAAGAAGGGCUUUAACGGCUGCAACAGCCCGGAGCCGGACGGAGACGACUCCCUGGACCGCAGCCCGCUGACGGAGGACAAGUACCGGAGGGCGGAGGAGCUGGACGGCCUCUUCAAGCGCUACGGCUCCUCGAUCCCACAGCCCACCUUCUCCAUGCCGGUCACCGUGCCGGUGUCCAAUCAGAAUGCGGCGUCCCUUCAGUUCAGCAGCCAAGGCGGCGGCGCCCUGGUGACCACGACCUCCUUCAUCACCUCCGCCCUCGCAGACCCACGCCUCCUGUCGCCACAGCAACCGGCUCUGCAGAGGAACGUCGUGUCGCCGGGGUUACCACAGCGACCAGCCAGCGCAGGUGCUCUGCUGGGAGAUAUGGGGAACUCAAACGGAGGGUGCCCGAGUCCAGUCCCCAGCGGCUACCUCAGUGCCCGGGCGUCCCCGGGCCUCAGCCUGGGGAAGGGGCCCAAGUCCCCCCCCCACAGCCCCCAGAUGGCCGCCGGCCGCAAGCCGGACCUGAGGGUCAUCACCUCGCAGAGCGGCAAGAGCCUCAUGCAGCUGACAGAGGAAGAGUUGGAGUUGACUGCCCAGCGGCUCGGCGGCUCCCAGGCGGUGCAGUCGCUCACCACGCCGGUGGUCUCCGUGGCAACGCCCAGUCUCCUGGCGCCGUUCUCUGGCAUGCAGACGGCCUACAACACGGAGUACCAGCUGACGAGUGCAGACCUCACGGCGCUCCAGACGUUCACGCCAUCGGGGCUGGUGCCCGGCAACAUGGCUGCCUGGCAACAGCAACCGGCGGUCUCCCAGCAGCAACAACAACAACAACAACAACAACAACAACAACAGCAGCAGAUGAGCUUGGCGUCGCUCAGUAACCUGGUCAUGUGGGGUGCAGAGAAGCAAAGUGCACAGAUAGUCGACUGCAUCUCCGAUUUCGCCGCCAACCUCAGCUUGGCCGCUCAGUCCAACUUGCUCUUUGGCAGGGAGGACGGCCUGUGCUGGCCGAUGGGUCAGAUAUCUCAGGGCGUGAACCCCAACAUCAACAUCAAGUCCGAACCCGUCUCGCCCAACCGCGACCGCAGCACCCCCGUGGGCGGCGGCCAGGCCCAGGGCCAGGGGGGGGGUCUGGUGUCGGGGGUCUACCCGGGGGGUCAGGGCCGCUCGCCGGUCAACAGCCUCAGCAGCAACGGCAGCUCGUACGAGGGCAGCGACCGGGACGACGGCGGCCACGGGCGCGGCGGCGUCCCCGACUUCCUCCACCAGGGCGGCGCCAGAGGCCAGCAGCCCGCCAUGCUGCUCCUCAGGCCGGCGUCGGCCGAGCCCCAGGACCAGGACGGGACCAACGUCAAGAGGAUGAGACUGGACGCCUGGGUCACAUGAGGAGGAGGAGGAGGAGGAGGAGGAGGUGUACUCGCCCCCACCAGCCCUGCACACACACACACAAGCAUGCGAACACGCCGUCAGUGUGGACACACUUGUGCAUACACGUUAAAACUGAACAGUCACACACACACACACACACACACAACCCCAAAGUGGGCGGAGCCGUCAAAACCAGGGAUUCCUCUACUCAACUUGUCCGGUAGUAGAGUUUUUUUAAUCAGAGGCUCAUAAAAAAUAUUUUGGACGUUGUUUUUUCCCAGCAUGCACCCUGCUUUGAGCUGCACAUCGAGCCGACGCUGUCGGGCCGCGUUAGAUUCUCGGGCCCUUUUUUUUCUUCACGUCAACGAGACCCACGCCCCCCCUCAGACCCCCAGACCCCCUCAGACCCCCAGACCACCUCAGACCCCCUCCAGACCACCUCAGACCCCCCUAGACCCCCUCAGACCCCCAGACCCUCUCAGACCCUCAGACCCUCUCAGACCCCCAGACCCUCUCAGACCCUCUUAGACCCCCAGACCACCUCAGACCCCCAGACCACCUCAGACCCCCCUAGACCCCCUCAGACCCCCAGACCCUCUUAGACCCCCAGACCACCUCAGACCCUCAGACCCUCAG